Molecule: messenger RNA, 1787 nt
Organism: Aethina tumida (small hive beetle)
Lineage: Eukaryota; Metazoa; Arthropoda; Insecta; Coleoptera; Nitidulidae
Gene: Pho
Product: transcriptional repressor protein YY1
Exons: 5
Coding region: 281-1375 (364 amino acids)
Biological process (GO): regulation of transcription by RNA polymerase II
Cellular component (GO): PcG protein complex; transcription regulator complex
Molecular function (GO): RNA polymerase II cis-regulatory region sequence-specific DNA binding; DNA-binding transcription factor activity, RNA polymerase II-specific
Source: RefSeq, a predicted model, not a curated record
AAAAUAAAAAGUGUUUUCUGUAGUCGCGUGCAUAGGUGUUAUUUACUUUCACCGAUAGACGUCGACACACGCAUCACCGAUCUUAGACGUACGUCCCGUAUGAGAACCGUGCGUUAGACAAGGACGGUUGACGAAAAACCGACAGUACAGAACGCGUGCGAUUCGAUCCAUGAACAACACAACCUAUGCGAGUGGUUCCGCCAUUGUCGCGAUCGCGCAACGCCAUAUUUGAUCGUCCAUUCGUAAACAAAGCGGGCCGGCAGGAUAAUUUCUAAUCGCCAUGGCCGACCAAGGCAUGAUGUGCGAGGUUGAGAUGCAGCCCGAGAUACAGGAGUGCGUCGAAAUCGAGGCGAUACCGGUCGACAUAUCGGACACGGUCGAAACGAUCGUGGAGUGCGGCGGCGAGCCAAUGAUGUCGAUGCAGGGCCUGGAGGGCCGAGACAUCAUCCUGGAAGCGCAGGAGGAAAUCAUCGAUGAUUCGGGCGAUCCCCUCAGCCUGUACGAGGUACCGGUGCCGGAUGGCUCCGACCUUUACGUCGAAUCGUCGCCCGGACCGUCCGGCAAACGGAGACGCCCGCCCAAGGGCAGAAACGUGCUGGGGCGUCGCGACAACGAGCUGUUGCUCAGCGAGUGUCACGCGGUGGAACAGAAGCCUCGGAAAUGGGAGCAGAAGCAGGUGCAGAUCAAGACGAUGGAGGGCGAGUUCUCGGUCACUAUGUGGGCAUCUGGGGCCUCUGACGAUGAGGGCUCAAACCCGGAACCGGAUCCAGACUAUACUGAAUACAUGACCGGUAAGAAGAUACCAGCCGACGGGAUCCCCGGCCUGGAUUUGUCGGAUCCGAAGCAGCUGGCCGAGUUUGCGAGGCCCGGUCUCAAAAGCCCGAGAGUCAGACGACCCAAUCAGGACACCACCGAUCGGACCAUCGCUUGUCCGCACAAGGGUUGUAACAAGAUGUUCCGUGACAACUCUGCGAUGCGCAAACAUCUGCACACGCACGGACCGCGUGUCCACGUGUGCGCCGAAUGUGGCAAGGCCUUCGUCGAGUCCAGCAAAUUGAAACGCCACCAGUUGGUGCACACCGGCGAGAAACCGUUCCAGUGCACGUUCGAGGGCUGCGGCAAACGUUUCAGUCUCGACUUCAAUCUUAGGACACACGUUCGCAUUCACACCGGCGACCGACCGUAUGUGUGUCCGUUCGACGGAUGCAACAAGAAAUUUGCGCAGUCCACAAACCUGAAGAGUCACAUUUUGACACACGCCAAAGCAAAGUCGCGAAACAACGUGGCGAGAACGACGAACAACAUACAACUGAUGCAGCCGCAUUUCGUCCAGGUGGAAGUGGCCGAUCCCGAAUACAUCGUCUACACUGAUUAAUUUGGUCAUCAAUUAUAGGUAUUGAGAACGUUUUACGCAAGUGUACAUAUUGAAAUAUUUGGACGCAAAAAAUGACUGUAAACGUAAACGGUUGUGUCGCGUUUUUUCCUGUGGAAAUGGACGAAUCGGAUUAGUUUUUGUAUUUUACUUUGAUCAAGUACAAAAAUAGACUGAAUGUGAGAAAGUUCGAUUACAUUUGUUUGUUCGUUUCGAGUGUUAAUUUAAAUAAAUGUUUUCGAUUGUUUAAUAAUCGGGAAUUCAUCAAUAGAUUAAUAAUUGAUUCAGUUACGGAAAUUGUUUAUUUAUCUUAUCGUUUUAGGCUGUAAGUUAUUGUAAUAUACUUGAUAUGAUAUAUUUCUUAAUGUACAUAAAAUGAAUACAUUCAAAGAGUAAUAAAUAAUUUUUCAACUAA